Messenger RNA from Trematosphaeria pertusa, 632 nucleotides. RefSeq lists its product as uncharacterized. The transcript has 2 exons. Bases 90 to 581 code for a protein of 163 amino acids. Lineage: Eukaryota; Fungi; Ascomycota; Dothideomycetes; Pleosporales; Trematosphaeriaceae. The record is from RefSeq and is a predicted model, not a curated record.
AGCGCUUUAUCAUCUGCAUAUCGCCCUGCUUGCCAACAUCCACCAUCUGAUGAGUCUAUAUAUAUAGGGCCCAACUCUACCACUUCGCCAUGCCCAUUUAUCAGAUCUUGCCUACUACCAAAGACCUUGAUAACCGAAUCUAUGAGGUCGCUGCAUCCUUACACGUUGUACCUCGUAGGGAAGCCCCGUGGAAGGGAGGGAACGCCUUUCAGUACGAUAAGAGCGACGAGUGUAUGGCUUUAGGUCGAGAAUAUUUCAAGGAAUCAUGGUCCGUCGUUCAGCAGGUAGUGGAAGAAGUAAAGCUGGAGCGACCAAAGAAUGUGCCUACUGUCCUUCUACAACAAAAGGGUUGGCUGUCCACCGCGCUAAACGAAACGGGCGUUAUCAUUCCGAUUCGAAAUUCUACGGAUACGUUCGAAAAGGACAGCAUUGAUGUUAAGACUGCAGAAGGCGUCGAUUGUAUCAAAUUAGCGCCACAUGAGAUGAUUGUGCUCGAAAGCAAUGUUCGCUUCAAGGUUUCCGACCGUGUUCCAUUUGAGUUAAUCCUUCACCCGACGUCGCCAAUACGGAAAGUCGAGUAGAAGGGUUAGACGUAGGGAUCCGGACUGAGACCUAAAAGAAGCAAGUCCUCC